Dentiscutata erythropus is the source of this 847-nucleotide messenger RNA. The record is from the annotation of a GenBank genome assembly. Lineage: Eukaryota; Fungi; Glomeromycota; Glomeromycetes; Diversisporales; Gigasporaceae.
AUGGCAGCAACGCAAAGUCAGAUACCUUCUCAGUUACCCUCUUUAAAAAAGCCAUCGAGCAUACAACUGAAGUCAACAACAAAUAAUUCAACAAAUUUUAAUAAUAGUAAUGGUAAACAAUUAUUAACCGAUAACGAUGAUAAAAAAUUAAGUUCUCAAAAUAGCGAUACAUUAUCACAAACGAGCAGUAAUAGCAGCGGUGGAAGAAAAAAGUCAAGAGUUUCACCACACAUAAUUCCUACACAAAAGCAAGAUUUUACUCAUGUUAGAUCACGUGUAGGGUCUUUGGAUAACAUAAGUCAUAUACCAAAAGGAAGUGAGAUAAAAAUUUUUUCUGACAAGCCAGAUUUUUCUACUGUCGGUUCACGAAUUGGCUCUUUAGAUAAUAUUGACCAUGUUCCAAAAGGAGGUGAUAAGAAAAUCUUGUCAGUUAAAAUUGAUUAUUCUAAUGUGAGUUCAAAAAUUGCCUCACUGGAAAAUAUUAAUCAUGUACCAAAAGGAGGUGAUAAAAAAAUUGAAUCAAUUAAAACCGACUUUUCUAACGUUACUUCCCGAAUUGGUUCGUUGGAUAACAUUAAUCAUGUACCAAAAGGAGGUGAUAAAAAAAUCACAUUGGUUAAAACUGAUUAUUCUAAAGUUCAUUCACGAGUUGGUUCUUUAGAUAAUAUUAGUCAUAUUCCACAAGGUGGUAACGUUAAAAUCUUUUCCAGAAAACCAAGUUUUGAUCAUGUGCAACCACGUGUAGGAUCCCUGGACAACAUUGACCAUGUUCCCGGUGGAGGUGAAAAAUAUAUCCCCAUAAAAAUACCACCAAAAAUACCGUUGUCUACUGUGAAAUCCAAAAUUG